AUGGAUCAGUCGAUGUCCUCUCAGUCCUCAUCAGGAGUCGCUGCCAACUCUUUCACCUCAGCCUCUGCAUCAUCAUCUCAGACUGCUGCCACCUCGUUUUCCGGCUUGGCCGACACAACUGGAUCGUCACAACACUCCCAACCCGUCGACAACUCUGAACUCUUCAACGAUCCGUUCACCGGUGUACCGAGUUCCCCUCCUGACGCAGCUCGACUCUUCUUCCUAUGCCAAUCCGAUCCUCGAGCCUGCAGCUAUUCCAUCCCAUCAUCUCUGUUCUUCUUGUACUGCUAUGCAUCGCCCUGGCAGGAUGACAGUCGCAAGGUCAGAAAGCAAUACCCUCGGGGCGCGCGACAGUUCAUACUCGACUGCGAGCGGGACCUCAGGAUCCCGACAUACACCCGCCUCUACACGGAAUGGCUGUUCAGCGGCGGUGCGCCAUCUUCACUCGCGAAACUGCAUCGCCAUGCCGAUGGCUCGACCAGUGUCUCCUUUUCGGGCAAAGUCAGAGCAUGCAUCUACGUCUUCAGACUGUAUCAGCAGCGCAAACUCCCCUUUGGUCGUUCCUGCAAUCAAGUCGCCUCGAUCUUUGGUCAAGAGACCACGCCAGAAGUCAGUGAGGAGUAUUGGAACAAUGUCGUGAUAUCCACUGAAAAGCCCGAGAUCCCUUGCAACGUGUGGAACCAUGUGUAUCCCACACCGGCUGUGUCAAGAUCCUCAUUGCCUGCGAGUCCCAGAGGUCCCAGCACUGUCGUCCAGACCGAGCCUUUCCGUGGUGUUGUGUCUCUCCUACCUGACCUGCCCGACGACGUACCUGACGAGUGGACUCUCUGGACGCCUAUGACUGUACCUGCCCACCAAAGCUUCGCCCGUAAGAGAGCUUACGAUAUGCAAAGCCUGAAGAACCUUGAGUGCGGCAGCAGCAAGGUCGCUAUGCCAUUGCACGAGUUAGAUGUCUAUCGAAUGAGACAGGCCGGUAGCCAGAACACAAGAUUCUCAAGCCCGGAUGUUCUCGCCGGUGCAGAAGAAGAAGAAUACUAUGCCGGAGCAUCGUCAAAUGCAUCUGCCCUUACUCAGAUCUCACGCAAUCAACUCAUCCAAAGGCUACCUCAGCCUCCUCAGUACAACACUCCUGCACCCGAAGAUCCCGCUGCACCCAAGCGCGGCGUAGGUCGUCCUCGUAAAUCAACCGCCACUGCACCGACCAAAGCCCCUGCUAGACCAACAAGACUGCGUCUCAUUGCNUCCCCCAGACCCUCCACCCCUGAGCAAGCCGCCGCCUUCGAAGAAGCUAUGGACAACCACUCUCCCGCUUACGCCUACAGUAACGAGUUCCCUGACGUCCAGAUGCAUGAGAUUGAAGGCUCAUCCCCACCCGAUAGCAAAGAGUUCAACGAGACAAGCUACGAGAUAGCUUUGAUGGAGUGUUCGAAGGUAGUCAAGGCCUGUAAAGCUCGCGGACUGGAUGUAUAUGGCAUUGGAGUGAGAAGACUGGCCGAGGAGAGUGUUCUCUUCGUCCGCAGUGAUUGGAAAUAG
Aureobasidium uvarum is the source of this 1533-nucleotide messenger RNA. Lineage: Eukaryota; Fungi; Ascomycota; Dothideomycetes; Dothideales; Saccotheciaceae. The record is from the annotation of a GenBank genome assembly.